Ostrinia furnacalis (Asian corn borer) is the source of this 750-nucleotide messenger RNA. RefSeq lists its product as uncharacterized. Bases 1 to 750 code for a protein of 249 amino acids. The record is from RefSeq and is a predicted model, not a curated record. NCBI's taxonomy places the organism in Eukaryota, Metazoa, Arthropoda, Insecta, Lepidoptera, Crambidae. The transcript is spliced from 5 exons.
AUGUUCAAGUGCGUGCAAGUGCUGGGCCAGUGGCGCGGCGUGUGCCGCGACGAGCUGCUGGGCGGGCUGGACUCCAACCAGGUGUUCUCGGGCGAGUACGCCGACGGGCUCGCGCGCGUGUCCUACCGCCGCGUGCUCAAGCCCUUCGAGGAGCUGGACCGCGAGUGGGUGGUGGACAAGCCGGUGUACGUGGUGUGGGCACUCGGCGCGCGCGACGCCGACAACGAGCCCGCCUUCCACCGCCUGCACCCUGCCAGGGAUGUCAUGCUCAAUCUGGACCAGAAUCCGCCUGUUAACGACUGCUAUAACUUCACUGUCGGGUCCAGCACAGCGCCCACUCCCUGGGAAGUGGCGGAACUCUUCGACCCGUCGCUCCGCGUGUUCACGUUCCGGCUGGGGCCGGCGGCGGGCGCGCGCGGGCUGGCGGGGCGGGCGCGCGCGGCGCCGGCGCUGGCGUGGUACGUCAACGGCCAGCUCGCGCCCGACCUGCAGCUGAGGCGCGGACUCAAGUACAGCUUCAAGGUGUACGGCGGCAACAACCCGCACUCGGCGACGGAGUACCACCCGCUGAUCGUGACGGCGUCGCCGCUCGGAGGCCUGGAGCGGCUGCCCGACGCCGAGCAGCGCGCCGCGCGCGUGCUCGCCGGCGUGCACUACCCGCGCCGCGGCCGCCUCGCGCCCACCGCCGGUGACAACCCUCCCAACCCCCUGCCUCGUGACGUGACCUCUUCCCAACCCCCUGGCUCAUGA